AUGAUUGCAACACCGUUCAGCUGUGCUGCGCAAGAUUCACCGUUCAUGCGAACAUGCAGUGCAUCAACAAUCACAACUUCUUCAUCAGCAACAAGUACACCAAUUUCUGCACCACCACCUGCAAACGUGGCACGUGUUGGACCAAUUUCGAAUCAGCAUAUUGAUACGCAUGGAAUCUCAGUGAAUCGCGUUUUCCCUACAACUCAGCCAGUUGUUCCUGCUGCUGCUGGUGCUAUUAUACAAGAACAGAUCCCAGCCCCAAUUCAGCCAGCCAUGCCUGUGACAAGCAAUGUUGCUGAUACGCCGAUACUUGCGAUUGCUGAGGAAAUCGCCCCUCGUCCUGCUCCUGCUUCAAGAAUCCUGCCCGCAUGCCCUACAAUUCCAACAAGAAAUUCUCCAGAACAAAGCUCACAUGCGACGAUCACUGAAGAGCAGCAAUGGCUGGAAAACAGUGCUCCUGCGCCAGAAAACGAAGCAAGAAAUGAACCUGUACGCAUAUCACCAGCUGCAACAAGUUCUUCGAAUUUGCGCGAACAAAAUAGACCGGAACGAGAUGCAGGAAAGGAUCGCAGAGAGCCGAAUGUGCCAGCACCGACACCAGUGGAACAUCAAUCAACGGAUUCUACGACGCGUGAAGAUUCAGUUGCUGAAAGAUUACCGCAAAAUCGCAAGAAUUCCAAGAACGUUCGCGAUCGUUACCGCAUCAUCCGUCAACAAUAUCCGGAGGUUGUGAAACGACUGGAUCGUUUAAAAUUGGAAACACGCAGGCUGGAUUGGCAUUCGCUGCCACGAGGAGCAACGAUUGAUUUGGGAGAGGGAUAUCAUCAUCCUGUGGUGCAUAGCAAAGCGCCGAAGUACCCGCUGCCUGGGGUCAUCGAUGCUAGUGGACCAGCCGGUUUGAAGGAGUCGAUGUUAGAUCGAUCACUUUCCAAAUUGAACCAUUCAUUUACUGUACCGGAACGAAUGAGUUCUGAAGAUGGCUCAACGAGAGGUGAUAUUCAUUACGGCGAGGAUUUUAUCAAUUCACUUCGCAGGCAUCAGCAUUUGAGUGAUGUUUUCGCGCAAAGCAGUCCAGAGAAAGAUUUCUCGGAGAACGAUGAUGAAACCAGUGGAAGCGAUAGUGAAAUUGCACGAAUUCAUUACGAGCAGGAGAUGACGCGACGAGCAGCAGCAACAGCAACAGCAUCGAUGCGUUACAAUGCUGUAUCAGCAACUGCACCGAAUGAAUACUACUACUUCGGUGUUAUACAACUGCCCCAGGAAAGAGUGCAACAAGUGAUGUGCCGUAUGCCACCACCUCAAGAGUACUUCAGCCUACCUCCAAUCGAGAAAGCGGCCUAUCUUUUUUACUGCACCCUCUAUCAGCAUCAUUAUCAGCCGGUGGAUUUAUUCCACAAGAAAUUCAAUCGUGAAUACUUCAGCUACAUGUGUGAAGGAGAUUCGGCCGAGCUUGCCCUCUGGAAGGAAUUUAAGCAUUGUGUAUUUUCUUUAGAACCAAUGAAAUUUCGUGUUGCGCAUUCGUUUCUGAGAUUUGGAGUCGGUGGAAGAGUGGUUGUGCUUAAUGCCCAGAAUUCGGAGAACAUCUUGGAAAUACGUGAUUUGAAGAGCCUGAUCGGAGAGGACAAAUUACUUCGUCUUUCAAAUGCUGUCGAUUCAUUUCGAGGUCCUCUGAUACCCGGUCGCACUCCAACACAUUCGGUACGCCUGUAUGUUCAGCGCCAAAUUGAACUUAUCCUCAGAUCAGAAGCUUAUCGUACAAAUUUGCCGAGUGAAGCAGCAAACGAUUGCCUUCUUAUUUGGCAACUGCUCGAAAUGCUUGUACAGCAACAAGGGCGAGUGACUGGGCCGGAUUUAUCGAGAUUGUUAAUGACUGGCUGUCACCUGGCCGAACAUAGAAGGCAUGUCAAAGAAAAGUUCAAUUCGUCUUCGCCAAUAAUUUUCAGCGAGCAUUCUGUGGACUCAAAAGCCUACGAUCGUUUCACACAAUUCCUUCUUGGCGGACAUCUGAAGGAAGCUCUUGAUAGCGCAGUGAGAGAUGGACUGUAUUCGGAUGCAAUGAUUUUGGCGCGUCGUUUAUGCAUUGGUGACCCGCAGGAACUUGAAAGAAUCGAAACAGCUUUCUUGUCACAUCGAUCGGAGCAAAAUCCCGUGAUGACGCUUCUCUCCGUUGCUAGCGGCCAACCGGCUCCAGUUCUUGUAAGUUCGAUUGUACUGGCCAAUCUAAACACACCAAUGGCGCUUGGAACAGUGCAUCAGCUGGGCUGUGUGCUUGCUCGCCGUGAGCAACAUGCAGCUGCUGAUUUCUGCUUUUUGGCUGUCAGUCUGUUAGCACCAGGCUAUGAUCCUUUUCAGCCAAUACCUAAAAAAGAGGAUGAAAGUUCGGAAGUACGAAAGCACAUCACUCUCAUACAUGCCACUUUGCGAACUAUACCAGAAAUGGAUUUGGAAUGCUUGAAAGAUUUCUCUGUGAUCGAUUUACAUGCAACGGAAAUUUUUGAAUUUGCAAUGAGAUUGGCAAACGAUGGAAUGCAUGUGAAUCUGACCAGAUCACUGGCUUAUCAGCUCUGUCGAUUGCAUUAUGCGGAAGUAAUUGCGGAACUUGGAGCUUUAGCUACAGAUGCAUUCCAGUAUAGCGUAGACGUUGCCAGGAGUAUUUGGAAUCGUUGUAACGAAGUGGAUGUCGAUGAACUCGAGAGACUGCUAAAAUUUAUGGCAUCGGCGAACGAAAAUGACCUGGCCUGGCUUCCGACGCUGCGAUCAAUACUCGAUGAACGAAGAAAGGUACCGGUACAGGAAUCGCUUCCUGUUAAGCGAGACACAGCUACGCCGUCAAGUCCGACUGAUGAAAAACCUGCUUUGAAGAAACAAUCUCCUGAGGCACAGACAACGGAAAGUCACGAAGAAUUUGACAAAAAGGAAGAAGUCACAAGGACAUCUAUAACCUUAACUUCGGAGCCAGUUGAAUGGCGCAUCGGACAUAAGGAAUCAAGCAGUUCUACUUCAGUUUCCGUCGAAGGAAAGGACCCCGAAAGUCAGAUUAUCAAUGAAUAUCGAAUGCAACCAGCGCAACUGAACAGCAGAACUGGAACAUAUAGCAGCACAGGUGUUGCUACGGCUCACACUUCUCAGUAUUCGACAGUCCCACCAACUCCAUCACAAAGCAUGCAGGAUGCUACGGAAAGCAGCAGUGCAACUCGUACAACAGCGAUAUCAUCAUCGUCGACAGCUGUGCCACAAUCGUCGGAGAGCAUUUCACUGGACAAUACCAGUUUACCAAAUAGCCACGAAAAUGAUUUACGAUCGAAAGCGGAUCGUCUGCUAGAGGAAAGAAAAAUGGAAGAAAGAAAUGCAUCGUUGGGAGCAGCAUCAGCAGCGGCACCAGGCAAUUAUCAUGAUGAAGAAGCAUUUCCAACGGAACACAGA
Molecule: messenger RNA, 3423 nt
Organism: Gongylonema pulchrum
Lineage: Eukaryota; Metazoa; Nematoda; Chromadorea; Rhabditida; Gongylonematidae
Source: the annotation of a GenBank genome assembly